This is a messenger RNA of Engraulis encrasicolus (European anchovy), 6542 nucleotides long. RefSeq names its product GRAM domain containing 1Bb (gene gramd1bb). Gene Ontology annotation, cellular component: endoplasmic reticulum-plasma membrane contact site; endoplasmic reticulum membrane; plasma membrane. Bases 658 to 2982 code for a protein of 774 amino acids. Gene Ontology annotation, molecular function: cholesterol binding; cholesterol transfer activity. Gene Ontology annotation, biological process: intracellular sterol transport. The record is from RefSeq and is a predicted model, not a curated record. Lineage: Eukaryota; Metazoa; Chordata; Actinopteri; Clupeiformes; Engraulidae. The transcript is spliced from 17 exons.
CAAUAAUAAAGGAUCUGUCAACAGGGGUUACUACAGGGCAGUGGCCGGACAGCUCCUCUCCAGCGAGGGUGUGGGGUUGGGUGUGUGUGUGUGUCAGUGUGUGGUUGUGUGCAAGAGUGAGGGUGUGAGUGGGCUUGUGUGUGGGUAGGAGAGAGACAGAGAGAGAGAGGGAGAGAGAGAGAGAGAGAGAGAGAGAGAGAGAGAGAGAGAGAGAGAGAGAGAGAGAGAGGGAGAGAGAAAGACAGACACAGGGAUCAUGAGGCUGUAGUCAGCAGGCUCCGGCGGUCAAACUGACAGUAGCUGUGGCCAAGAGCUCUGCGUCUCAGAUACACACACGCACACGCACACACACACACACACACACGCACACACACACACACACUCGUGUCAGCAGCAGCAGAAACGCCUCUGCUUAUCCGUGGGACGGGACAGGACAGCAACAGCAACAGCAACAGCAGCAGCAGCAGCAGCACUAGCAGCAGCAGUACCAGGAACAAGCGCAUUAACAGACACACACUAACUAAAGGAACAGCUAAGCUAAGCUAAGCCCCGCUCUUAUCAGCCCCAGUGCAGAAGACAAGAGGACUUCCACUGCUCUACAGUACUGCCAUCCAUACUUCCAGCCUCUGUGUCCCCCUGCCUGGAGCUCCAUCCUCCAUGGAUCCCCCCCUGCAGGACUCGGAGCUGUCUGAGGUGGAGUGGGAGGCCAUGUUGGAGCUGGACGAAGCCCUGGCAGGGUGGCUGCCGCACGGGUCGGUGUGGAGCGAAGAGUGGCUCUGGAGCUCCCGACUUGUUGGGAGUAUCUCCGCCGCUACCGCCGCCACAGACACUGCCACAAUCGCCGCCGCCACUACUACUGCACAUGAGUACCAGCGAUGGGAUGAGGAUGAUGCUGGCUGUGGUGGUGGUGAUGGAGAUGGUGAUGAGGGUGAUAAGGAUGACGAUGAUCUGCCAGCUGUCUUGAGCCCCACGUACAAGCAGCGGAAUGAGGACUUCAGGAAGCUCUUCAAGCAACUGCCCGACACGGAGCGCCUCAUUGUGGACUACUCCUGCGCUCUGCAGCGAGACAUCCUUCUGCAGGGUCGACUCUACCUCUCGGAAAACUGGAUCUGUUUCUAUAGCAACAUAUUUCGCUGGGAGACGCUGCUGACAGUGCGUCUAAAGGACGUGUGCUCCAUGACGAAGGAGAAGACAGCGCGUCUGAUCCCCAAUGCCAUUCAGGUGUGCACGGAUUCUGAAAAGCACUUUUUCACCUCUUUCGGGGCACGGGACAGAACCUACAUGAUGAUGUUCAGGCUCUGGCAAAAUGCCCUGCUGGAGAAGCCGCUGUGUCCCAAAGAGCUGUGGCACUUCGUUCAUCAGUGCUAUGGCAACGAGCUGGGCCUGACGAGUGACGAUGAGGACUACGUCCCGCCCGACAACGACUUCAACACCAUGGGGUAUUGUGAGGAGAUCCCGGCGGAGGAGAACGAGAUCAACGACAACUCGUCCAAAAGUAGCGGGGAGGCCAAGGCAGAAGGCAGCCCCCCACUAACGCACAAGAAGACCCUCCCCAACAGUGCCCUACUCCACCCCACCAACACCAGCAGCCAUGAGGCAGCGCUCUCGAUCGACAUGGCUCCCGAGGAGUACACGGACUGCCUGCCGGACGGGGAGCUGCUGGGUAUCCCGUUGCCAGGCGACGAGAGGGGAGGAGGGGGCUCGUCCGGGGGAGAGAUGGGCGCCGGCAUGAUCGUACCCUCGCCGUCGCUCGACUUCAACGACAACGAGGACAUCCCCACGGAGCUGAGCGACUCCUCCGAGACGCACGAUGAGGCAGGGGAAGUGCAGGCGUUCCACGACGACCUGAACGGUCGGCAGUACAUCAACGAGGUGUACAAGUUCAGCGUGGACAAGAUGUACGACAUGCUCUUCAGCGAGUCCACGUUCAUGAGCGACUUCAUGGAGCAGCGGCGCUUCACCGAUGUGGUGUAUCACCCCUGGAGGAAAGAGGACGCUGGGAACCAGACGAGAGAGAUCAUGUACACCAUCUCGCUGUCCAACCCCCUGGCUCCUAAGACAGCCACUGUUACAGAGACACAGACACUGUACAAGGCCAGUUCGGAGAGCGAGUGCUACAUCAUCGACGCGGAGGUGAUCACGCACGACGUGCCGUACCACGAUUACUUCUACACACUCAACCGCUACAUGCUAACGCGCGUCGCCAAGAACAAGUGUCGCCUCAGGGUGUCUACGGAGCUGCGCUACAGGAAGCAGCCGUGGGGGCUGGUCAAGGGCUUCAUUGAGAAGAACUUCUGGAGCGGCCUGGAUGAGAACUUCCGCUCUCUCGAGCUGGAGCUGGCCAAGCUGGAGGACCUGAUGCUGAGCGAACAGGCGGCGGUGACUCCCCUCCGGCCGUCCCCCAAGGCCAAGGCGGUGAAGAGCGCCACGCUGCGGAGACGCAAGCGGCCCCUGGCGCACCUGAGGAGUGCGCACCUGGAGGAGGCCCUCAGCCCCGUCACCACGCCCACCGACGAGGAGGUCAUACACCGCAUCAAACACGUGGCAGGCUCCACUCAGACGAGGCAGCCUCCUGAGUACAUGUCCUCUGGCUCGGCGCUCUGCAGCGUCUCCAAGCUCCUCCUCAUCAUCAGUUUUGUUCUGGUGCUGCUGGUGUUCCUCAACAUGAUGCUGUUCUACAAGCUGUGGAUGCUGGAGUACUCGGCACAGAGCCUCACCACUUGGCAGGGCCUGAGGCUGCAGGAAAGCAAACUGCCCCAGACGCAGAUGGAGUGGGCUCAGCUGUUGGAGUCGCAGCAGCGUUUCCAUGACGCUGAGCUGCAGAAGUGGCGAGAAAUCAUCAAAUCCUCAGUGCUGCUCCUAGACCAGAUGAAGGACUCGUUGCUGAACCUGCAGAGGGGCAUCAACCUGCGAGAGUACAGCCCGGAGGCGGAUGCGGAUGCGGAGGCGGAGGUGGAGGAGAAGGAGAGCCAGUACCACUGACACAGGUCGCCAUCCGGGCCCAGCCAGCCACGACGACGUGCAGGGCAGGGGCUCUGGGUGUGUGACCAUGACGAUGAUGAUGCAGAGCUACUAGGAGUGUGCAUGUGACGUGUGUGCGUGUGUGUGUGUGCGCGACGACGACGACGCGUGUGUGUGUAUACACUGAUAUGCAUACCAGGCCUCAGGAGGAGGAGGAGGAGGAGGAGGGACUCAAGGAGAAGGGACUUCCUCCCGACCAACCCCCAACCCCACCCCUCCUCUAAACCUGGCCCAUGGGGUUGUAUGAUGACUAUGCAUACUUCAAAGGAGAGAAAAAGGGAAAGAAGAGCAAGGAGGAGGAGGAGAGCACGAGAGGAGAAAAGAUGGAUGGAUGAAUGGAGACGGGGAGGAGAAGAGAAACAGAGGGAGAGCACACUGAUAUCCUCUGAUCAUCCAAGGAGUCUGGCGACCUGCCUUCCUUUCACUUCAGCACGAUGUGGACAGUGCAGUACAGGAAACAGGAAACAGUUUCUUGUUCUCAGCAGGAAGUGGGUCUUCUUCUUCUGCUGCACUCUGCAUGGAGACACCUUUUCCUCUUGCUGCUCUCCACAGUGGAGGAUAGAGGGCAGUGUUGGCCUCCACACAAACUCUCUCUCUCUCUCUCUCUCUCUCUCUCUCUCUCUCUCUCUCGGCCUCCAACGCUCCCUCCUCUCCUCCUCAGCGGCCUCCUCUCCGCCGACCUUAUCUCCAUGGCUCCUCUCCAAGUCUCUUCUUUUAUCUUUUUUCGUCGUCGUCUUUCGGGACGAGGCAGCCAUCAGCUGGGUGCGGCAUUGGCGUUAAUCUCUGCAAGUCUGCCAGUCUAGUCGUCCCACUCCAAUAAGAAAAUAAUUGCAGAGGGACCGUGAAUUGGGUAGGGGUGCGGAGAAGGGAAACAUAGCAUGCAACUUGUUUGUGGUUUUUAUUUUUUUUAUUUUAUUUUUUAUUUUUAUUUAAAAUUGUAUUGCCCGUGCUGUAUGGAAAAAAAGACCCAAAUUCUGCUUCAGCCUUCCCCACGGUCCCCCCACCCCCACCCCACCCCCUUUUUCCCUUCAGGCUGUCCUGUGACAUGGAUGACAUUCAGGAGGGGAGUGGUCAGUGAGCAGACAGAAGGAAACAGAGGUCUCAAGUGGUCUGUAUCCAAAAGACCACCAGCGCCCCUUACCCUACCCUUCCACAACCCCGCCGCCACCCGUCGCCACCCGCCGCCACCCGCCACACACCCCCCUCUCAGUCUCUGUUCACAGUGACAGCUGCAGAGAUCCCCUGAAGGCACGCCUGACAGCACACACACACACACACACACACACACACACACACACACACACACACACACACACACACACACACACACACACACACACACACACACACACACACACACACACACGCAUACACAGACACAAGCGCGCGCACACACACACACCCCCCCACACACACACACACACACAAACACACACACACACAUGCAAAUACCUACUUACACAUACCCAUGGUUAAGUACACUGAAAUAACACACCGACCUCCGAUAAGAUACGCACAUACUGUAACGUAUAAUAUGCAAAUACGCACAAGCACAUAAACAAAACAAGUCACGUACGUACACAAUACUCACAUUCCUACAAACCCAUCCAUGCAUCCAUGCAUACAAACAAAUACAGCGCUGCUCCAAGCUACUCUCAGCUCUCACGCAGGAGCAGCAGUGUUGUGUGCAAGUGUGUGUGUAUAUAUGCUUUUGUGUGUGGGUGUGUGUGUGCCCGGGGUAUGUGAAAUGCAUACACAGUAAAAUGUUGCCGUGUUAAUUUAAUACUUAAAGAAUCAGACCAACUAGAUGAGUGUUAAAUUCAACUCUUUUAGUGUUUCAUUAGCACCGCAAUAUUAAUGGGGCAUAUAUUUAGACGUGUGUGUGUGUGUGUGUGUAUGUGUGUGUGUUCCGGGCUGCCAUUUUGCGGUGCCUGCCAGCUCAGUGUCGGGCUCCACAGUGUGUCCAGGGGCUGGUUCCCCUGACGACACUCCCGCCCGGUGCCACGGUGCUGUACUAGUAACCCCCUCAACCGGUCACUAUGCCGGUCGGGCAACCACACUUGAGGACCACAACACAACCGCCCUAAUAUGUUACCCACCCACCGCACCCACCCCACUCUCCCCAACAUCCAACAACCACACAACCCCUACCCCGCCCCCCAACGUGCAUCCGAACUGAUUGUAACUGGAACUGGACGCUUCUCGUGUUUGAUCGAGGUGGCUUGAGAGAGAACGAGAGCGACAUCCGAACACCAUCAGCAUGUCCUCAGAGAGAGAGAGAGAGAUGUACAACCGGGUUGGGAUACCCACUUCACAGCACUUGGCACGAUGAUGGUUGAGAUCCUAGUGGCUGAUUUUUUUGCAAUAAUGUGAAAAUGGAAUGGUAGAGAAAGAGAGAGGACAUGACAGUGGUCAAUAAUGGGACUUGACACACAAAGGGCACUACAGGCGUAACUGGUACCAACAACGCCCCCUUGUGGUAGCUUCUCGCCAUGGACCGACAGACAGAGACAGACAGAACAGUCAUUCAUCAGUCUAUUGACAUAAUGAAUUGUUGUGAAAUUUAAAUAUAGAAUCUGUUCUAUACAGAGCUGUACAAAAAAAACAUAGUCGGAGUUGACUUGUCUGUCGCAAUGGACAACACCAUGACCAAGUCACGAAUGUGCUACCUUCUAAAGGGGAAUCACAGCUGGACUGUUAUAGCAAGACCUGUGUCUUUUUAUUUUAUUUUAGCGUUUGAUGACAAAACUGUGAUUAUAUCUCUUGAACAUGUUUAAAGAAUUGAAAGGAAUUAUAUUAAUAUAUUUGAAAUAUAUAGUAUAUUUCAAUAUUUAAUAUAUAUUUCAAUAUAUAUGAAUAUACACACUGAAGAUAUUUAUUGUUAAUUUAUGUAUAUAGGAAAUUUAUCAGAGUUAUAGGCAAGGUAAAGAAUUUAUAAGGAGAAAAAAUGUGUUUUCUUCAACUGAGCACACAGACAUGUCUGUGACAUGCCUGAUGUGCACAUGUUUGUUUGUGUUACUUUGUGUUCGUCUGAAUGAAUUUAUUGUAUUGUAUGUACGUAUGUAUGUAUGUAAGUUGAUGCAUGGUUUUGCAUGCCUGAGAUGGGGCGAUUCAGGCAUGUUGACUGUAUUUACAUGGUGUAUGAGUGUGCGUGUGGGUGUGUGUGUGUGCGUGUGCGCGUGCGUGUGCGUGUGCGACACCAUCAUUCCACAUCCUGUGCACAUGUAUGUCUCAUGUUUUGUUUUUUUGUUUUUUUCCACAUCCGCAAUGUGGAGCCAAACUGCCUUUCUCCUGCCCUCGCAUUUGGAUUCAGCCUUGCUUCAGUCUCCGUGGCGACAGUUUACAGACUCCCCAGUACAUCCCCACCCCUACCAGUACCAACCCCCCAACACCCGCCCCUCAGAGAGCACGAUUGGGCCUCUGAGCUGUCACUCACACCCCAGCCCAACCAGUGAGCUGACCAUUCUGUCCCAAUGCCCUCAGAAUAGAACACUGAAAGCAGACGGUCGGAAGCGCAAGCU